AUGAGCCAUGUUGUUUGGAACUCUCAUAGCAAAGAAUCAUUUUACAGGAAUUGGAAUAAUUUUCUGAUGAAGUAUGGUCUUGUGGACAACAAGUGGCUUUCAGAGUUUUACAAAGACCAUCAUAUAUGGAUUCCAAUUUAUCUCGAUCACCACUUCUGGGCCGGGAUGAGAAGCACACAGAGGAGCGAGAGUAUGCAUGCCUUUUUUAACAAGUUUAUUACGCAGAACAACUCACUUAUUCAAUUCGUCAAACAAUACGAUAAUUGCCUCGGAAGUAGGGAGCAAAGAGAGAGAGAAUCGGAUGCUGCAGAUUUUCACACCGUCAUACCAUGUGCAACAAAAUCCUCAAUAGAAGCUCAGUUUCAACAGGUGUACACUCACCAGAAGUUUAGGAAAGUCCAAGUACAAUUCAGAGGGAAGGUGAAUUGCAUCACAAGAUCAACGAACUCUGCUCUAGGCUAUUCGGUAUAUGAAGAUGUAGAACAAGUUUCCAACUCAACAUUCAACAAGUUCACGGUUCGGUAG
Messenger RNA from Arachis ipaensis, 525 nucleotides. The record is from RefSeq and is a predicted model, not a curated record. Lineage: Eukaryota; Viridiplantae; Streptophyta; Magnoliopsida; Fabales; Fabaceae.